This is a messenger RNA of Oryza brachyantha (malo sina), 1827 nucleotides long. RefSeq names its product probable protein phosphatase 2C 71. The transcript is spliced from 9 exons. Lineage: Eukaryota; Viridiplantae; Streptophyta; Magnoliopsida; Poales; Poaceae. The coding region runs from base 66 to 1439 and encodes 457 amino acids. The record is from RefSeq and is a predicted model, not a curated record.
CUCCUCGUCUUCUUCUCUUCGAGCUCAGCUGCUCCACCUCCAUUUCAAAUCUCGAGCGACGCGACAUGGCGGAGCUGCCGCUGGCGGCGGGGAUGCUGGAGCUGAGGGCCUGCAAGCUCGCCCCUCCGCCGCCGCCCCCGCCGCUGCCCGCCUUCCCGCGCCGCCGCCCGCCACACUCGGCCGCCUGCCGCGCCGCCGUCCCGGACAUCCACUCCUCCACCGAGCUGGCGGACGGGAGCGUCGUGUUCCGCUUCGCCCAUCCCCGCGAGGAGGAGGAGGGCAGCGGCGCGGACGCUGCCGGGGCUGCUGCCGCGGCGGAAGCCGGUGUCGGGGUCGUCGACGCUGACGGCGCCGCUGCGACUGCGGCCCAGGGUGCUGCUACUGGUGGUGGAGAGGAGGCGACGGCGACCGCGACGGGUUUGGGCACGGAGGAGGCGGCGAGUGGAGGAGCGGAGGCGACGGGGACCUCCGGUCUGGAGGAUGCAGAGGAGGCCUCCGAUGGCUCCACCGCGCAGGAUUUCGACACCGACGUCGACAGCGAGUCGAGCGCCUCCAGCGCCGACGACCAGGCGCCGGAGUUCGCGGUCCCCAGCCACAUCCCACCCGCGGAUGAAGGCUGUAACAAGGAUGAUUGGGAAAAGCACACUUCGGAGGUUAAGAAUAUUGAUAGGAUGGUUCCACUAGCUGCAUCAACGCUUGUGUUGGCAUCAGGUGCUGCGAUCUUGCCUCAUCCUUCUAAGGUAGCAACAGGUGGAGAAGAUGCCUAUUUUAUUGCGUGUAAUGGCUGGUUUGGUGUGGCCGAUGGAGUUGGCCAGUGGUCAUUUGAAGGUAUCAAUGCUGGGCUUUAUGCAAGGGAGCUAAUGGACGGUUGUAAAAAGUUCAUUAUGGAGAACCAAGGAGCUCCAGAUCUUAAACCUGAACAAAUUCUUUCGAAGGCUGCAGAUGAAGCACGCUCUCCUGGUUCUUCCACUGUUUUGGUUGCUCACUUUGAUGGCCAGAUCCUUAAUGCAUCAAAUAUUGGAGACUCUGGAUUUCUGGUGAUAAGAAAUGGAGAAGUGUACCAAAAAUCAAAACCAAUGGUUUAUGGUUUCAAUUUUCCACUGCAAAUUGAGAAAGGCGAUGACCCCUUAAAACUUGUACAGAAUUAUACAAUUGAUCUUGAGGAAGGUGAUGUCAUUGUAACAGCAAGCGAUGGCCUUUUUGACAACAUUUACGAGCAAGAAGUAGCCACCCUCGUCUCAAAAUCUUUACAAGCUGAUCUGAAACCAAUGGAGAUCGCUGAGCACCUGGCUGCCAAGGCACAGGAAGUGGGGAGAUCUGCAGCAGGAAGCACCCCAUUCUCAGAUGCUGCUCUCGCAGUGGGUUACCUGGGUUUCAGUGGGGGCAAACUGGAUGACAUAGCCGUCGUCGUAUCCAUCGUCAGGAAAUCCGAAAUCUAAAGGCAUCCACGAUCCAUGAUGAUCCCCUCUCAAGUUUGGUUGAAGCUGCACUACUAACAAGGUGAACCACACCCAUCAAUAUAUUGUACCACCAAAAGUGCAGUUGAUGAGAAUGGUGCUUCCCCCCAAAAGGCUAUAUAUGACACCAUGCCUGAUGAGCAAGAGGCCAUUGACCGGUGUAAGUAUCUGUGAGCCAAAUUGCUCGCUGUUUUUGGGCUAAUUUAGCAUUGGAAAGUAAUAUUAUGAUCCUUAGCUCGAGUUGUAAAACCGGUGGAAGAAAUCUGCCGUGUGCGCGAGACAACCGUGCGUAGGAAAGGAACAUAUACAUGAAUUGUUACUCAUGUUACAUGAGUACCAUUGAUUGCAACUAUGUGACAUGAACUGGAAA